AUGUCAAAAAGAGACAAUUUCUCGAGUGAAUUACCGCCCGACGUUGUGGAGGCUACUCUUCCAUUUUUAUCUCCUGAAGAUAUCAAAAAUCUUUCACUAACCAAUAAAUAUUACAAAAAGUUACUAGACUAUGAUUCUUCAAGGACUCUGUGGCAUGAUCUGUAUCAUAAGGACUUUGGUACCAUAUAUACAAAUACUGAGCCCUUUCAAUCUGAGAACCAUCAAAAAUUCAAGACAUGUUCUGAAACUAUAAUGGUUGAGCGCUAUCCCUAUAUGGAUUGGCAACAAAUUUAUCAAGCUCGAACAGACAAGGCCAACUUUUAUACUUGGGGCUGUCUAAGGCAUUCAAGACUUGGUUACACGGCAGCCUCGAAUACAAAUUUAACAGAUGGUGCCCUAAAUGGUGGCGCAAGAUUAAGUUCCGGGGUGAAUUGUCCAACACGAGUUCCUUGGUUCCCAUCUAAUGCUCCAGCUGAUGAUAGACCCAUAGUUCAAAUCUCCAGUGGGGGAUUCUCCUUUCAAAUUUUAACGAAAUCUGGAAAGAUUUUUACCACCGGUUCAACAUACACUGGAGGACACAAAGGGCCUGGUCCACGUGGAGCAGCUAAUGAUUACAAUCCAUUUAGAGAUGCAAUCCGUGCUCUAGAAAGAGGGUACCCUAGAAUAAGUGGACGUGGCCCUGUUACAGAAUUUCAUCCUAUCAGUACGACAGGUACAUUUCCACGUACAAUGCCUCUUCAUCACGGGCCUACCCCUGUACCUGCUCCUACGGGGCGCCUAAGUUCUCCUCACUCUAAUAUUUACAAAGAUCUGGAACAGUUAGGAGAGAGCGCAAAUGAGUAUGUUCCUGGAAAUAAGCAUAUAAGAAGGAUGCUGACAAGAAAUUCUUUUCCAAUAUAUUGUGAUCCUAACGAUUUACAUAUUGAGAAAAGUAAAUUUGGUAAGUUGAAAUUUGUUGCUAUUUCGUCUGGAAGAAGUCACUUUCUGGCAUUAGAUGACAAGAAUGAUAUUUACUCGUGGGAUAACUCAGAAUCAGAGCACGGUGUCAAAAUUAUAUUUGAUAAUUUACCAUCCAAGAUAUCAAAUCCCAUUUUGAAAAUUGCCUGUGGUUGGGACUUUGAUUCUGUUUAUAUCUUCGGGAUAGGUUUGGUCUUAUGGGAAGAUCGUGAAGCCCUACAAAAAGGUAUGGAAGCAUCGCAUGCUUAUCAUGAGAUUAUACCGAACACAGGAGAAGUAAGUGGAGAUGAUAAACUCGUUGAUUUUACGUGUACCCAGGGCAAAACAGUUUAUUAUAUAACAAAUGCUGCUGAUACCUUAUACCAAUAUUCAAGUGGAACUAUCAGGAAAAUUAAACUGCCAAUAGAUGGGAAAAUAUCAAAGGUAACCUCUUGUUUUACCUCUUUAGUCGUAUUUGUUGAAAAUGACUGUUAUUCGAUACAGUUAAAGGAGGGAAAUUUAGAUAUAGAUUCAAUAAUGAAGCUGGUUUUGGAAGAUCCUGAUGAUUUUAUUAUAUCGCUGAGUGGCGGUGAUUAUCAUACACUGGCACUUACAAAAAAAGGUCAAUUAUACGUUUGGGGCGUUGAAAGUCAGUAUUCUGGCUGUUUUGGAAUUGGUCGACCAGAGCACAUUGUUAACGAGCUGCAUGUCGGAAGUUGGAAUGGUUCAAGAAAUGUGAAAGUUUCUAAACCGUUAAAAAUUACCUUAGACCAAGAUUAUAGCUGUGUUGCCAUUGCAGCAGGUGGUUGGCAAUGCGGUGCCUUGAUUAUUAAAAACGAUUAA
Messenger RNA from Kazachstania africana CBS 2517, 1779 nucleotides. It is a transcript of the gene SAF1, whose product is annotated as SCF ubiquitin ligase complex subunit SAF1. Gene Ontology annotation, molecular function: protein binding; guanyl-nucleotide exchange factor activity. The coding region runs from base 1 to 1779 and encodes 592 amino acids. The transcript has a single exon. The record is from RefSeq and is a predicted model, not a curated record. Gene Ontology annotation, cellular component: cytoplasm. NCBI's taxonomy places the organism in Eukaryota, Fungi, Ascomycota, Saccharomycetes, Saccharomycetales, Saccharomycetaceae.